AAAGAAGCUUUGAAAAGAGCUAGCAGAGCAUUAAAUGAACUUACAGGAUACAAUCAUAUUGAACUUGUGAAACACAAAGUACAUGAGCAAGCUCAGGCAUUUGAGGCAACCCGAGAUAGUGUACAGUUAGCAAAAAGAAGCUAUGAGACUGCAAUAGAGACUCGAUCAAGCACUCAGCGUGAAAUCAAUGAACUUCUCCAACGCAAACAUCUUUGGACAGGAGACGAUGUUACCCGUUUUACAGAACUGUAUCGCCUUGAGCACGAACAUUCACGGGCAGAAAUCAACACCAAGGAGUUAUACCGUCAAGCCGAAAAGCAAAUGGACCGAGAAUACAUGGCACUUGCACGCUCAAUUAUGGAAAGAUACCAUGAAGAACAGCUGUGGAGUGACAAGAUUCGAAGUGUCAGUACUUAUGGUACAUGGGCUCUCAUGGUAGUCAAUCUGCUACUAUUUGUAGCCGUCCAGACUGUCUUUGAACCACGAAAACGCAAGCGGCUAACAGAUCAAUUUGAAGAAUUGCUGGUCGCUAAGGUUGAUGAAGAAGAAGCCAAGAUUAUGUCGGUCUUUGAUAAA
Phycomyces blakesleeanus NRRL 1555(-) is the source of this 576-nucleotide messenger RNA. RefSeq lists its product as hypothetical. Gene Ontology annotation, biological process: inner mitochondrial membrane organization. Gene Ontology annotation, cellular component: mitochondrial inner membrane. The transcript is spliced from 2 exons. The annotation marks the transcript as partial. NCBI's taxonomy places the organism in Eukaryota, Fungi, Mucoromycota, Mucoromycetes, Mucorales, Phycomycetaceae. The record is from RefSeq and is a predicted model, not a curated record.